AUGCUCAGCUUCAGAACCAAUGACAAUGUCACCAUCCGAUACCUGGACACGGGAAAGGGUGAUCCGAACAGGUGGGACAAGGACCCUUUGAUAUUGAUUCAUGGAUUCACGGGGUCUUCGGCCGUUUGGCAGCGCAACAUCCCCGUGCUUGCUAAGAAAUAUAGGGUCAUAGCCCCGGACUUGCGAGGCCACGGUUCAAGCGGUAAACCAAAGCAUGGAUAUCACGUUACUAGGCUGGCAAUGGAUCUGAGAGAACUUAUACUCCAUCUAACUAUAGAUGAUGCGCGGGGCGACCAUAAUGAGAUGCAGUUUAAAGCCUUGGGUGGGAGCUUGGGUUGCUCAAUCUUAUGGGCGUACUCUGAACUUUUCACCACUGUUCCGUUCACACACAUGAUGUUCGUCGAUCAGUCGCCCCUACAGAACUUUUCUCUAGAUGGCUGGGAUGCGCGCUUCUGCAACCGAGGAAUGAACGGGGCACCGGCCGUCGCAGCAUUCCAAACCGCCUUGAAACUCGCACCAGAGGCAGUACUCAAGGACGUUAUUGCCAGCUGUCUGUCAUAUCGUUCUCACCCCCUCCCCACCGAUAAUAUUUCUCCCGAAACUUUUGCCGCGGACGAAGCCUUCUUCCUCACAGAGGCAUUGAAAGGAGAUCCAGAGUGGUAUGGCAAGUUGAUGUCUGACCAUACCUCACUGGAUUGGAGGGACAGUAUCCGAGGAACUUUCGGAGAACGCAACGGCAGCCCAACGAAAGUGUUCGUAGUGGCUAGUAGUAGGAGUGGGCCUUUCCCGUCCGCGGGGCCAUUAGCUGUAGUCGAUCUCGUCAAUAAUGAUGAAGACGGACAGCUUGAUGCGAAGCUGGCGAAGGGAGUAGUAAUUGACUGGGGUGGACAUUGGUGUUACUGGGAGGAUCCGGAGAAGUUCAAUAAGCUGGCCCUGGACUUUUUUGCGGAGUAG
Amorphotheca resinae ATCC 22711 is the source of this 954-nucleotide messenger RNA. RefSeq lists its product as hypothetical. The record is from RefSeq and is a predicted model, not a curated record. NCBI's taxonomy places the organism in Eukaryota, Fungi, Ascomycota, Leotiomycetes, Helotiales, Amorphothecaceae. The transcript has 3 exons. Bases 1 to 954 code for a protein of 317 amino acids.